Messenger RNA from Boleophthalmus pectinirostris (great blue-spotted mudskipper), 1409 nucleotides. RefSeq names its product synaptojanin 2 binding protein (gene synj2bp). The record is from RefSeq and is a predicted model, not a curated record. Gene Ontology annotation, molecular function: protein binding. The transcript is spliced from 5 exons. Bases 147 to 608 code for a protein of 153 amino acids. Lineage: Eukaryota; Metazoa; Chordata; Actinopteri; Gobiiformes; Gobiidae.
GCCACAUCAUCAGCGCCAGAGCAGCAGCAGAGUCCGUGCGUAAUGUGCGUAACAGGCAAAAUCGAAACUCAUGAGUUCACCUUCAGAUAAAUAGUUAGUGCCCCACUUUUAAGCCUUAGAAUAUUGAUUUAUUCCACUUGGACAAAAUGAACGGGUCUUUGCAUUCUUCUUCUAAAGCUGUGGACAUUAAACUAAAACGAGGUCCUUCAGGUUUGGGCUUCAAUAUCGUUGGGGGCGUGGAUCAACAGUACGUGGUGAAUGACACUGGCAUUUAUGUGUCUAAAAUAAAGGAAGAUGGAUCUGCGGCGGAGGACGGCAGGCUUCAGGAAGGAGAUAAAAUUCUGGCGAUAAAUGGUGUAAACCUUGAAAAUCUAAAGCAUAGAGAAGUUGUGGAUCUGUUUAGAACAGCAGGAGAUGAUGUAGAACUGAAAGUCCUCAAAAAGUCUUCUCGCCACAUGAAUGGACCUUUUGGAUCACAACCGGACCAUGACUCCUCCAUCUCGACUUUGGGACUAUUAGCUCUGUUAACGGCGGGUGUUGCUGUUGCUGCUUUUAUUUACUUUCGAGGCAGAGGUUACUUAACUGAAAGGAAGUGGAAAAAACGAUGACAUUCCCGCUGCAGAGCUGAGCCGCGCUAAGCUAUUCUGGCAGCAGUUUAUAUUUAUGUAAAAAAGGAAAUCAACUAUUGUUUUAUAAUAGGCAAACUGAGCUAAAGCCAUACUUAUUUUGAAUAUUUAGAGAAAUUAUGGCUGCAAAUCUUGAUUGUUUGACUAACAAAAAUCAACUCUUGCUGGAGAGCUAAACCAAGGGUCCCAAACUUUUUUUAGUCAAUGGGCCAAAAUGAAUAUGUAUUAGCAGAUCGAGAGUAAUACCUAAUGUUUUUCAUGUUAAUUUUGUCAAAUUUUUGGUCAGUUAUUGUACUUUUUGGGGGGAUAAACUGUUAUGAGCUCCUUUUCAGUGCAAAAUUGAAUCAAAAUAGAGUUUAACUCUGAUUUGACAAACCAAAGAAUAAAAUGCAUGACCAGUUGAAUAUGCAUUGGCAAUUAUAUUAUAAACUUUGCUGAAAUUAUUAAAGAAGGAUUUAUAUUUUUGCCUGAGUGAGAACAAACCAUUGCACUUUGAAUACAUCACUGGGAAUGAUUUGAUUUUGCACUGUAGAGAAACAGCAGUACUGUUCGACCCAUAACAGAAACUAUUUACUAAGUAUUUGGAGUGCCUUCUAGCUUUCUUGACAAAAUGGCAGAUGUUGUAAGUUAGCUUCUUGCUUCUCCAGAAAUGAAAAUCAAAUAAUGUCAUAAACACUAAAAGCGUGUGUGGGAUUCCAGUUAAAGGUGUCACUGUAUAACUUUUAUGAUGAUUGUUUUGCCUGAAAUGUUUCACAAUAUGGUAUUAAACUUGUUUAUUUUGCA